Penicillium subrubescens is the source of this 1752-nucleotide messenger RNA. Its product is annotated as glycoside hydrolase family 13 protein. The transcript has a single exon. Lineage: Eukaryota; Fungi; Ascomycota; Eurotiomycetes; Eurotiales; Aspergillaceae. The record is from RefSeq and is a predicted model, not a curated record. Gene Ontology annotation, biological process: oligosaccharide catabolic process. The coding region runs from base 1 to 1752 and encodes 583 amino acids. Gene Ontology annotation, molecular function: alpha-amylase activity.
AUGCCACACCCGGUCCGACAACACGAACCCAAGUGGUGGAAAGAAGCGGUGGUCUACGAGAUCUAUGUGUCCAGUUUCAAGGAUUCCAACAAUGAUGGUAUCGGCGAUAUCCCCGGCAUCAUCUCAAAGCUCGAUUACCUCCAAGACUUGGGUGUGGACGUCCUCUGGAUCAGCCCGCAUUACCAGAGCCCGCAGGUCGAUAUGGGGUACGAUAUUUCCGAUUAUCAGCAAAUUCACGAGCCGUACGGAUCGAUGCAAGACGUCGACACCCUCAUCGAACAAACCCACGCCCGGGGCAUGAAAAUCAUCUUCGACCUAGUCAUCAACCAUACCUCCGAUCUACAUCCGUGGUUCCAGGAGUCGCGCGCAUCACUUGACUCGCCCAAGCGAGACUGGUACAUGUGGCGUCCGGCACGAUACGACGCGGCGGACAAGCGCUGUCCUCCCACCAACUGGCGCAGCAACUUCGGCGGCUCAACCUGGACCUGGGACGAACAGACCCAACAGUAUUACUUCCACAUCUAUGCGCCGGGCCAACCUGAUCUCAACUGGGAGAAUCCGGAGUGUCGGCGGGCUAUUUAUGAUAACACAAUUCGGUUCUGGCUCAAGAAGGGUAUUGACGGCUUCCGCGUCGACACGGUGAAUCGUUAUUCCAAGUGCAUCGACUUCGUCGACGCGCCCGUCACUGACCCCAACGAUGAGACCCAAUUGGCCUUCCAGAACUUCACCAAUGGUCCGCGCAUCCACGAAUACAUCUCAGAAGUGCGUUCGGUGCUCGCGGAUUACGAUGUCUUCACGGUCGGUGAGCUGCCCAACACUCCAGACGAAGCCGACGUGAUGCCGUUCAUCUCGGCGCGAGAGAAGCAGCUCGACAUGGUGUUCAACUUUGACACGGUGUACCUUGGUCAAACUCCGGGCGAUCGCUUUACUCUUCAGGCCUUCAGCAUAGCUGACUUUAAGCGCGAGCUGACCAAGUGGCAGAGGGUGAUCCAGGACACGGACGCCUGGACAACAGUGUUUCUCGAGAACCACGACCAAGGCCGAUCCGUUUCACGCUUUGCAUCGGAUGCCCCAGCCUAUCGUGUCAGGGCGGCGAAGAUGCUGGCCUUAGUGCUGGGUACGAUGACGGGCACCCUCUACCUAUACCAGGGCCAGGAGAUCGGGAUGGUAAAUGCUCCACCCUCCUACCCGGUCGAGGACUAUAAGUGUAUUCGCUCUGUCAACCACUACAACAAAAUCCACCGGCAGACCGGCGGUGAUCCCGUCGCGUUAAGCCACGCAGUAGAUGCGCUGCAAAAGGUGGCCCGCGACCAUGCCCGAGUGCCGAUGCAGUGGGAUGACUCGCCGAAUGCAGGCUUCUGUGAUGCCCAGACCACACCAUGGAUGCGCGUAUUGGAUACCUACAGGGAAAUCAAUGUCGCCAACCAGGUGGGCAGAGAGGGCAGUGUUUUCGAGUUCUGGAAGAACGCGAUCCGGUUCCGAAAGCAGCACAAAGAUCUGCUCGUUUAUGGACGAUUUCAAGUAAUUGACCAACACGAGGAUCUCCUAGUCUUCGUAAAGGAGGCCGCCGAUGGCAAAGUAUCGUUGACAGUUGCAAAUCUGAGUGACCAACCACGGGAGUGGACACUUCCACCGUCGUUACCGAGAGUAAACCCGUGGAAUCUUGUCCUGGCCACUUGUAAUGCUCAGGAGCUUCAGCAAUCGCAGUUGGCCGCGUUUGAAGGGAGAGUCUAUGUUUCGGGCAGCCCAUGA